UGGCUGCAGAGGAUGAAAAGCAAGAACCUUGAACUGUGGCCAUCCAAGGGAAAGUAGAUAGAUCACAUCAAGAGGUCCUGAUGUUGAGAACAUAGAGUGAUGAAGAUUAGAUGAAAGUUUAUUCAAAUAUGUGUAGUCAUUAUAUAAUAAAAAGUAGUUGCUAGUGAUGAUAUUCUCUGCAUAUAUGAAUAUGAGUUAGUGCCCCUAGUGGGUAUAAACAUAAAGCCGCUUUGUGAUAAUAUGUGCACACCCUUUUCUAUCUCUCUCUCUCUCUCUACUACUGCAGGAACCUGCCUUUUCAUUAUGGAGGUCAUAUUACUGCUGCACCAAAUGAUCUUCCCAAUCAUCCCAUUUAUAAACUUCUCCUCUUCCUCACUGCCUUGGUUGCAAUUGCAACAACUACCUUAACUACCUCUGUUUCUCUGGAAAUGGCUCUCUACUCUAUUUUUUUCCUUUUUGUUUUACUUGCCCUGUUGCCUCUUCCUUUACAGGCCAUCACUGGUAACCAGUCUCAGUUCUUCGCUCUCAUGAAGACCUCUCUAUCAGGAGAUGCAUUAUCUGGAUGGGAUAUUGAUGGAGGAAAACAUUACUGCAGUUUCUCAGGAAUUAGCUGCAACAAACAAGGUUAUGUGGACAAGAUUGAUAUCUCCGGUUGGUCACUUUCUGGUCAGUUUCCAUCCGGUGUAUGCUCUUACUUGCCACAGUUACGUAUUCUUCGUCUCGACUACAACCAUCUCUAUGGAAACUUCUUUGACAGCUUAGUCAAUUGCUCUUUCCUGGAGGAGCUCAAAAUGAAAUAUGUGUACCUCAAAGGAACACUUCCUGAUUUCUCACUGAUGAAAUCUCUCCGGAUACUAGACCUUUCAUAUAAUUUCUUCACAGGCAACUUCCCCAUUUCAUUGACUAAUCUUUCCAAUAUUGAGGGGUUUAACUUUAAUGAAAAUCCUGGAUUCAAUUCAUGGCAACUUCCGGAGAAUAUUUCUCUGUUGACAAAGCUCAGAGUCAUGAACUUGGGGACAUGCGUCUUGCAUGGUCGAAUCCCACCGUCAAUAGGGAACAUGACUUCUCUUACUGAUCUUGAAUUAACUGGGAAUUUUCUCACGGGUCAAAUUCCUCCAGAGAUUGGAUUGCUGAAGAACUUGCAUCAGCUUGAGUUAUAUUACAAUCAGCACCUUUCCGGCGCUAUACCUGAGGAACUGGGAAACCUGACAGAGCUCACAGAUUUGGACAUGUCUGUCAAUCAAUUGACAGGUAAAAUUCCAGAAUCUAUUUGUAGGCUGCCCAAGCUGCGAGUCUUGCAGCUUUACAACAAUACCCUCAUUGGAGAAAUCCCAACUGCAAUUGGAAAUUCAACGACCUUAACUAUGUUAUCACUUUACGAAAAUUUUCUGACUGGAGAAGUUCCUCAGAAUCUGGGGCAAUUUUCAAGCAUGAUAGUUCUUGACUUGUCAGAGAACCGACUAUCAGGUCCACUUCCAACUAAGGUCUGCAAUGGUGGUAAACUGAAAUACUUUCUAGUCCUUUCAAACAUGUUUUCUGGAGAGUUGCCUGCUAGUUUAGAAAAGUGUUCGUCUCUUUUAAGAUUUCGAGUCAGUAAUAAUCGUCUGGAGGGCUCAAUACCUCAAGGUAUUUUUCGUCUUCCUCAUGCUUCAAUCAUUGACUUGGGUUACAAUGGUUUCAGAGGUCCAAUUGCAAAGACAAUUGGAAAUGCUAGAAACUUGUCCGAAUUGUUUAUGCCAAACAACAAGAUUUCAGGUGCCUUGCCUCCUGAAAUUUCUGAAGCUAUCAAUUUGGUGAAAAUUGAUCUCAGUAAUAAUUUACUUUCUGGUCCAAUACCUUCAGAAAUCGGAAACUUAAGGAAGCUAAAUUCACUGAUUUUGCAAAGCAACAAGCUGAAUUCUUCCAUUCCCAAUUCACUUUCUUCUCUAAAAUCUCUCAAUCUCCUUGAUCUUUCCAACAACCUCCUCACUGGGAAUAUCCCAGAGAGUCUCAGCAAAUUGUUUCCAAACUCUAUCAACUUUUCAAACAAUCAGCUUUCUGGUCCAAUUCCUCUUUCUUUAAUAAAAGGGGGUUUGGUAGAAAGCUUCUCAGGCAACCCAGGCCUCUGUGUUUCAGUCAAUGUUAAAUCAUCUGAUCAAGAUUUUCCUUUAUGUUCCAAAACUUACAAUCGAAGAAGGUUAAAUUCCGUGUGGGCAAUAAUAAUUUCAGCUGUUAUUUUUUUCAUUGGACUGAUCCUGUUUGUGAAACGCCGACUCAGUAAACAAAGAGCUCUGAUGGAGCAUGAUGAGUCUUUAUCUUCAUCGUUCUUUUCAUACGAUGUAAAGAGUUUCCAUCAAAUUAGUUUCGAUCAACGUGAGAUCUUUGAAGCCAUGAUCGAAAAGAACAAAGUGGGACAAGGAGGAUCUGGGAUAGUGUAUAAAAUUGAAUUGAAGAGUGGGGAGACGGUUGCAGUGAAAAAAUUAUGGAGCCAAAGAACAAAAGAUUCUGCUUCAGAAGAUCAGUUACUUUUUGACAAAGGUUUGAAAACUGAGGUGGAGACUCUUGGAACUAUCAGGCACAAAAACAUAGUAAAGUUAUACUGCUACUUCUCAAGUUUGGACUGGAACUUGUUGGUUUAUGAGUACAUGCCCAAUGGAAACCUUUGGGAUGUUCUCCACAAAGGAUGGAUUCAACUGGAUUGGCCAACUCGCCAUAAAAUUGCAUUUGGUGUUGCUCAGGGUUUGGCUUAUCUUCACCAUGGUUUAUUGUCACCGAUUAUUCACAGAGACAUCAAGUCAACCAACAUCUUACUGGAUGUCAAUUAUCAGCCUAAAGUGGCAGACUUUGGGAUAGCCAAAGUUCUACAAGCUAGAGGAGGCAAAGAUUCCACCACCACAGUCAUUGCAGGGACCUACGGUUACUUGGCACCUGAAUACGCAUAUUGCUCAAAAGCAACGACCAAGUGCGAUGUGUACAGUUUCGGAGUGGUGUUGAUGGAGCUAAUAACAGGAAGGAAACCAGUAGAGGCAGAGUUUGGAGAGAAUAAAAAUAUCAUUUACUGGGUUUCAACAAAUGUUGACUGCAUGAAAAGUGUAAUGGAGGUAUUAGACAAGCGAUUAUCGGUGUCAUUCAGGAACGAAAUGAUUCAGGUUCUGAAGAUCGCCAUUCUCUGUACAAACAACUCACCUGCAGCUCGCCCAACAAUGAAUGAGGUUGUUCAGUUGCUGGCUGAGGCUGACCCUUGUAAAUUCGACACUAGCAAGUUUUCAGAUAAGACCAAAGACUUGUUCAAUGUCACUAAAAUAAAGAACCCAUCAGAAUUUUAAUAAAAGGAGUAUGAUUGGGUUUUAGGUGAAGUAGUAUAGAAGAACAGCACAGUCUAUAGAAGUGUCGAGAGACUUUGUCAUAAAGAGCAACUUUGGUUCUCUAUUUUUAUCUUUUUUAGUAGAUUACUAAUUAAAAUUAGAUUGUAGAUUCUAUCACAAACUCCUUUUUCUUUCUUUUUUGUUUUGUUUUAUUUUCCUUGUAAGCAUUUGAGAAAUGUAUAUCACCUUAUCUGCUUUAUGGCAACGCAUUUCAUCUA
This is a messenger RNA of Mangifera indica (mango), 3562 nucleotides long. RefSeq names its product receptor protein-tyrosine kinase CEPR1-like. Gene Ontology annotation, biological process: hormone-mediated signaling pathway; protein phosphorylation. Bases 429 to 3305 code for a protein of 958 amino acids. Lineage: Eukaryota; Viridiplantae; Streptophyta; Magnoliopsida; Sapindales; Anacardiaceae. The transcript has 2 exons. The record is from RefSeq and is a predicted model, not a curated record. Gene Ontology annotation, cellular component: plasma membrane. Gene Ontology annotation, molecular function: ATP binding; protein kinase activity; protein binding.